Vigna angularis (adzuki bean) is the source of this 1186-nucleotide messenger RNA. Its product is annotated as 1-aminocyclopropane-1-carboxylate oxidase-like. The transcript has 4 exons. Lineage: Eukaryota; Viridiplantae; Streptophyta; Magnoliopsida; Fabales; Fabaceae. The record is from RefSeq and is marked provisional. The coding region runs from base 45 to 977 and encodes 310 amino acids.
CUCAAACAUUAAGAUAAGGGAACAAGAGAUUGAAGAAGUGAGAGAUGGAGAACUUCCCAGUGAUCAACCUUGAGAAUAUCAAUGGUGAGGAGAGAAAGGCUGUCCUAGAGAAAAUCGAAGAUGCUUGUGAAAACUGGGGAUUUUUUGAGUUGGUAAAUCAUGGAAUACCCCUUGAACUUUUGGAUACUGUGGAAAGGUUAACGAAAGAGCAUUAUAGGAAAUGCAUGGAGCAAAGGUUCAAGGAGGCAGUGGCAAGCAAGGGAUUGGAGGGUGUCCAAGGUGAAAUAAAGGACAUGGACUGGGAGAGCACCUUCUUCUUGCGCCAUCUUCCACAUUCAAACAUCUCUGAAAUUCCUGAUCUCAGUGAAGAGUACAGGAAGGCAAUGAAGGACUUUGCACAAAAAUUGGAGAAACUUGCAGAGGAGCUGCUUGACCUUUUGUGUGAAAAUCUUGGAUUAGAGAAAGGGUACCUGAAGAAAGCCUUCUAUGGAUCAAAGGGUCCAAAUUUUGGCACAAAGGUAGCAAACUACCCUCCAUGUCCGAAGCCAGAGCUGGUGAAGGGUCUUCGUGCUCAUACAGAUGCAGGUGGGAUUAUCCUUCUCUUGCAAGAUGACAAGGUCAGUGGCCUGCAGCUUCUCAAAGAUGGCCAGUGGGUGGAUGUGCCUCCAAUGCGCCACUCCAUUGUUGUUAACCUUGGUGACCAGCUUGAGGUAAUUACCAAUGGGAAAUACAAAAGUGUGGAGCACCGUGUGAUUGCUAGAACUGAUGGGACUAGAAUGUCCAUAGCCUCAUUCUACAACCCUGCUGGUGAUGCUGUUAUCUAUCCUGCACCAGCAUUGCUGGAGAGAAAAACACAAGUGAUAGACAAAGUAUACCCAAAAUUUGUGUUUGAGGAUUACAUGAGGCUCUACGCUACACUGAAGUUCCAACCAAAGGAACCAAGAUUUGAAGCUAUGAAAGGCGUGAACACAGUUUAGUUAGUUCCAACCAAACAACUUAAUUGGAGCUGUGCUAUACUAUACUGCUAGAAGAAAUUUUAUUGAUUUGGAAGAAGUGAGGAAAUAGAAUGCAAUUAAGCAAGAAAUAAUGGUUGUUUAAUCAUUCAAUUUCUUAAUACAGUGGAUUGUUUAUUUGUACUUCAGAAUUGUUGAAAUAAUAUGCAACAUUUCUACUCGUUCUAUCUUAA